This is a messenger RNA of Gymnogyps californianus (California condor), 744 nucleotides long. It is a transcript of the gene GPR45, whose product is annotated as G protein-coupled receptor 45. Gene Ontology annotation, molecular function: G protein-coupled receptor activity. The record is from RefSeq and is a predicted model, not a curated record. Lineage: Eukaryota; Metazoa; Chordata; Aves; Accipitriformes; Cathartidae. Gene Ontology annotation, biological process: G protein-coupled receptor signaling pathway.
AUGGCAAUGUUGUUCAUGACUGCUAUCGGAUUUUUAGGCACUAUUAUUAUCAGCCUCGUUAGCUACUGAAAACCUGCUGUGUGUUCAGCCAUCAGCUUUCUGUUGGCAACCCUGGCCUCUUUGACCCUAUGCUGUCCUGCAGCUAUGGUUGUUGCAAUGAACUGGACCUUUGGGGCUCAUUUCUGCCAAAACUCAGCUAUGCUUUAUUGAUUAUUUGUCUUGGAAGGAGUUGCCAUCUGGAUGAUUAGCGUGGACCAUUUUCUAACCACUGUCUAGAGGCAAAACUAGCUGAAAUCUCACCGUGCCAAAGCCACAACUGCUUUAUUUGAUGCUUUCUGCGUUGCCUUUUCUCCAUGGACUGGACAGAUGGUUGGGGAAAUGCAAACCAGGGCUCUCCAGGGUGUAAUUCCCGCUGGCUGAGCUAACGAAGUGAUGCUUGUCGCGAUAACGUUCUUCAUUCCUUUCAGCAUCAUGCUGCACUCCAACCUUUGCAUCCCAAACACCCUCUGUAAGAGCGUCCUGAGCACCCACCAACGUGCCCACAGCCUUUGCUUCAGCCAAAGGAACACACUUGACCUGAUAGGGCUGCAGAAACCUUGCCAAGUGAACGUAGACCUGAACUUCAAAACAAGAGCCUUCACUAUAGUUCCCACUCUGUUUGUUGGAUUUUUACCCUGCCAGCUCCCCAGCUACGCAGUGCACAACCUGCCUGUGGCAUCCAGUAGAUGUCUGCAGCGUUGCUAG